CAUGCGGUUGGCCAAGGCCCGCCCAUUCCCCCGCUGGUCAGAGGGGGGAGGAGCCAGUGUAGGAAGUGUGUCUGUGUGUGAGUGUGUGACACGGUGUGAGUGUGUGUGUGCGUGUGAAUGAGCUGUGUCCUCUGCCGUGUCCUACACUCACAGCCCAAGCACAGGAGGGAGCUGCUGCUCACACUCACUGUAUGGGCAAGUUAGUGCGCUCAGAGCCAUGGAACCGGCUGCACAUGUCAUAAGCCUGCCUGUGCAUACAUGAUCCUGCUUACACACGGGUGCUGUGCCCGCACACACUUGCGGCAGUGCGCUAUAGGGUGAGGGUGACUCGGGGACCACUGGACACCAGCAGCGGGAUGACACCAGGAGCCUGAGAUGAUACGUAGAUUAUAACCACUGUAAAGACAGCAUUGGUCCCACCACCUGUCAGCACAGGGUGUCUGACUCAGCCCACACCAACCGGAGUAGUGUUGUUGCCUUCAUGUGUAUCUCUUUGUGAGUGUCUACAUGCACAAGAAUACAUCUUUAUCAUGUCUUCUCGUGACAGACGCCCUGAUCUCUGCAUCAAGGCAGAACCGGGGACCCCAGAGAGCAUCGGGCGCCGGAGUCCUAGUGGCUCCAGUGAUAGCAGUGGACAUGGGCCUGACCCGCAGGGUCCACGCUGCUGCAGAGUUGGGGAUGAUGAACAGGAGGAUACCCCAGGAAGGGGUAAAUACGUCCUAAACGCUAUUCCCAAAAGGCUAUGCCUUGUGUGUGGCGACGUGGCUUCAGGAUAUCACUAUGGAGUGGCCUCAUGUGAAGCUUGCAAAGCUUUCUUCAAGCGUACCAUACAAGGUAAUAUUGAGUACAGUUGCCCUGCCACAAAUGAGUGUGAAAUUACCAAAAGAAGGCGGAAGGCGUGUCAAGCUUGUCGCUUCACUAAAUGCCUCCGGGUGGGCAUGCUUAAGGAAGGUGUGCGUUUAGACCGCGUAAGGGGAGGUCGGCAGAAGUACAAGAGAAGACCAGAUGGAGAUAUUCUACAGUAUACACCAGGGGGACAGUCUCAGCAAAGUACAGCAACGGUUGUCAAAAAACAAGCUCCCAUGAACACUGUAGUCUCACAUCUGCUGGUGGCAGAGCCAGAUAAGCUGUUUGCUAUGCCUGACCCAGCACUUCCUGAUGGCUACCUGAAGUCCAUGAGCACAUUAUGUGACCUUGCUGACCGAGAGAUUGUCAUCAUCAUCAGUUGGGCCAAGAACAUCCCAGGUUUUUCCUCUCUUUCUUUAUCGGACCAGAUGAGUCUUUUGCAAAGUGUCUGGAUGGAGGUGCUUCUGCUGGGUGUUGUUUUCCGCUCACUACCAUAUGAAGAUGAAGUUGUGUUUGCUGAGGAUUUUGUAUUGGAUGAGGAAUCUUCUCGUUCUGUCCGUCUCUCAGACCUCUGUUCCUGCGUCCUGCACCUGGUACGCAAGUAUCGGGCCUUGCGUGUGGAGAGAGAAGAAUAUGUCAUGCUGAAGGCUCUUACCCUAACAAACUCAGACUCCGUGCACAUUGAAGAUCCAGAUGCAGUUCUACGUCUCCGUGAUGCUCUACAGGAAGCACUUAGCGAGUACGAGUCAAAUCGUCACCCCGAGGAACCCUGUCGUGAUGGGAAAUUACUUCUCACGCUCCCCCUAUUGCGACAGACUGCUGGCCGGGUCCUCCAACACUUCCAUGCCCUACGAGAAGAAGGGACUGUCCCUAUGCAUAAGCUCUUCCUGGAGAUGCUAGAGGCUAUGAUGGACUAAAAUGGAAUGGAGAUAGUGAAGCUAUUAUAACAGGAGAACCAUGUCACUUCCUCAUAAUGCUACAGUACAUAGAAUCUUUGUAACGCAAGCAGGGACUAACUUAAUGAAUUUGCAAAUCAAGUGUUUUUUUUUUUUUUUUCCUUUCCAACCACAAUUUCUUCCUGGAAUAGAUUCUAGACUGAUGAGGAAUAUACUACAGGUGGAGGCACAUGAAGCUGUGCUUUGGCUAAAUAGAGCCAUGGACAUUCACAGCUUAAGAGAUCUGUUCAAUAUAUAGCCAUGUGGCAUGGACUAGUGGGAGAAGGUGUGUUCCCUGGAUCCUUCAUCCCAAGAUCUGUAUUAUGGCUGUAUUCCUGUUUAAUUAAGCAAUGUGCUAAUAUCCUAUGGUAGGAUAAGCAAACAGUAAGAAGAUCUGUGAGUCUUUCGAUCCCUCAAGUGUACUCUUGAGCCAUAAAUUACUCCCUAUAAGCAAUAGGGCACAUCACACAACUGCUGUAAUAUAAGUUGGUGGCUUGUGUCCCUCUUUCUCUUACUGAUCUGCAUUGUGUAUGACUUCAUGCCAGUUAAUUCAUUUUAUUGUUAAUGAAAAUCUGCCUCAGUCAUUUAUUAGGUGACGGUUUUGAAAUGAUCCUAUGCUUUUGGAUGUGCAGUCCUGGUAAGGACACUGGUUCCUAGAUGGCAACGCAUUAUACUGUAUUGUUGGGAUUGCACAUGCUGUUUGGGGUAUGCAUUUUCAGCUGGGCUUUUACAUUUAUUUUUGGCAAAACAAAUUCUUGCUGCUGUGUAGAAGUUCUAUUUGUGACUCUAGGGUUUUUCAGACUGUAGGUAUAUUUUAGUGCUUGUGGUUUACCCUGCACCUAUACUGACAGUUAAGCAACACUCUAGGAAUAGUCAAUCCCUAUUCAUUAUGCUUAGAUUAACUCAAACUAGAACACUGACUGUGGAUGGUCUAUUCCAUCAUACACUUACUAUUAUUCAAUAUUACGCUGUACUUUCAUAAGUGAUCUCUAUUUAUAUCAACUUUUCAUUUUUAUAGGAUCCAUGUGUGCCCUAUGGGGGAAAAAUUGCUAAAUACGGCAAUCUAACACUUGAGAGUAACUUGAAUUUUAUGUAAUUUCUCCUUAAAAUGUAACCUGGUACUCUGCACUUACUGUAUCAAUGGGCUUAAGAGAUAGCACCACCCAGCUCUGAAAAUUCAGUUUUUGGGCGAGUUCAAUAAUGAAAGUAAAGUUUACUUUAUUGGUAUCACCCACUGGAUGUAAGGUGCAUGCACACUAUGCAAUAUCGCAUACGAGCUGGCUGAUAUCAGCCGGUUCCUUACGAUAUUGUGUUUGAUAUUCGCUCCUGCGGGUCCUAUGCUGCAUCGCACGUUGGACCUACAUGCAAGUCUGACAUGCGUGUUGCUUUCAAGGGUCAUGCUUUCGAAUGCAGCAUGGCCCCACCACUGCCGCAGCUACCAUUGGCAAGCGUGUAUACACUUGCAGAUAUGCCAGCCACACCACCGGGUCCCGUCGCAGACAAUGUCACAUCUAAUGAACAUUGUCCUAGUGUGUAUAUAGCCUUAGAGAUCAAUCAUGCUCCUAUCAGGUCUGCUAAGGUGGACCUUUCUAUAGACAAAAAUAUUACCACUAUGGCUUCUGUGUGAGCUGGUCAUCAUUCACAUGAGUGAGAGGGUUAUGCUGCCACCCAGGGGUAGGAACCUGUGGCAGAAGACAUCCAGCAAGACCUAACAGCAAAACAGUGGCAGGGAAUGCUGGAAUGUGUAGUUCAACAGCAGUUGGGAGUGCCACAGGUUACUUAGCUCUGUUGUAAGCCUUCCUUGAAAAUCCCAACUCCAUCUUGGGCACAGAAGAUUGUUUCUGCCAUGUGUAAUAAAUAAUGCUAUGACAUAAAAUGUGCCAGUCUCCCACGGAGGAGUGAAUCAUGACACAACACACAUUAUGUGGCAGAACUGGCCUUUGCCACAGAUGCAUGAUGUUGUAAAGAGAAUACUGGAGUGUCCUUUUUUCCUUCACCAUUUGGCAUGGUAGAGUUAAGAGUUUCUUAGAAUUUUAUACUUUAUGAUCAGAGCAACACAGCCAAUCAUUUUGCUGUAGGACUGGUACCACCAUGCUGAUCUCAGAGGGUGAAAUGUGAGAAACGUUGCAGCCCAAUGAGGAACAAGGCGAAUGUUUCGUCAAAAUGUUUUGAAAACUUUGCUCAUCUGUUCAAGCUACUUUUUUGUUAAAACCCACCAUUGAUAGUGGGGUCUCAUAAAAGCUAUAGCCUUUCAAAUAUAAUCUCUCUGCAAAGUCUCUAAAUGCAGCUGAAUAUAGACUUAGGUGCUAUACAACACUAGUGGAUGAAUGUGAACAUCUUCCUUAAAAUAUCUUUUGUAACAUUGGGCUUUUUCUCUAUAAAGAACAUUUAUACACAAAGAACAACAAAAUAAGGAUAAGCGGUCAUAAUAAAUAUAUAAACACAUAUACACACCCCUUCAUGGUUUACCACAAAAUCUGUUCGGCAGAGCCAUGUGCAGGUUUUAUAACAUAUCGAAAGGACAACUGCAUCAUGUAAUUAUAUAACUUUCAGACCUGGACCUUUGAGCUAACAUACAUUGCUCAGUGUUAACCCAACACUUCACUGGAGCAUGGUUAAUAUAUACAUUACAACACUUUGUCAUUUUGAAUAGCUGAAUUGCUUCCCACAUCAUAAUAUAUAUCUAAUGGAUAUGACACAGGUCAAAAAGCUGAAAGUCAGUUAUAUGAAGUAUAUAACCCACAUAGUGUGCUUCUAAGCGAGUAAUUCAAAACUAGCUAUUCUCAAAUGUCCUCCAACAGGCAAUAUUUUCAGCAUUUCUGUGUAGGAAAACAUGGGAUAAUUACUGACUUACCUGUGAAUGACUAGAACUCCAAACUUAGAGGCCCAACAGGUACCAUUUUGUGUGUGUUUUUUUUAUUUUAAAGAGUUGGAUAUUAAAUCCCAGCAAUCAGGAUCCCAACAGCGGAAUCCAGUUGGCUUCCCAACCCCAGUACUUACCUCUGGGAUCCCACUGGCGGUCUCCUAUCGGGAUCCCAAAUGCUGGGAGUUUGAUCGUUAGAACAGGAUGCGGUCACUGUUCAAUUUGAGAAACACCUAUCUCCAACCACAAGCACUGACAGAGAAGAUGAUUAACAUAUUGAAAAUGAGACUUCAUUAGGUAUCUUUAAAUAAUACAAAAGUCACCAUUAAGUUGCUGGUAAUAUUUUGUUAUAAUUAACAAGCUUUUUUUUUGGCUACAGAAACAUCACACUAAUAAUUUAUAGUGAUUUUCAAACUCUGUACAGUAUGCUUUUGAAAUAGCAAUACAGUACAAGGAACAUUUGUGGAUCUGUAUGUCAUUUUACCAUCUGUGUGAAUGGACAUAUUUACUGUAAAAUAGAAACAGUUCGUUUUAAAAUUAGAUUUCCCAAGCAGCAAAAGGUAACCGUACAAACAGUAUAAAAUCUCAAAUUGAUGAAGACAAUGGAGUAUAUUUACAAAGUGGCUGGUUUGAGCUCAGAAUUUAAAAUCAACACAACAGGCUUUGCACUUAGUAUUAGUGCUACUUAGAAGCAGGUUCAAUUAGCCAAAUUAUUCAAUCAUGUAUCGCCUCAGGAGCUGCAAAGACAAAUCCACAUUAAUGCACCCCCUGGGACUUAACACACAGAGCAACCCAUAGCUUCCGGGCAUGUAACCUGAAAUCUGUUUGCUAACCCACGUUAGUCAUGGGUUUACCACGGAGGGAAAUGGCAUAAUAAAUGCCACAGCUAACUGUAUCUGUCCAUACAAAUUUUGAGAUCAGAGCUGAAGACUUAACAUAAUAUACUCUUAUUAUUACCUUACAAGAAAUUAGUUUCUAAUUUUAACAGCUUAAAGUUUAAAAAAUAAACUGUAAAUUACUUAAGAGCUGUUUAGCAUGGCCUGGUAUAUAGCUGUGGUACCUAUGUCUUUUUAAGGAUCAAUCCUAUUUUUUUGUCUUUGUGCUUCUGUUUAUGAGUUACAGCUCUGAACUACCAUGACAACCACAGUUGCAUGGCAAUAAUGCACUAAGAAGAUGUGUUGGAACACCUAUCUAAGCUUUUUCUACACUGGAUUGUCUUUUUCCCCACCUGCCAUCACAUAACAUGAUGGGAGCUGUUAGCCUCCACAAACUGAUUGCGUCUUGUAGCCAUUUGCUCUCCAGAGAGAUUUUGAAAGGAGAUAACGAUUUGUUGGAGGAUAGUUAAGACAAAUGACUAUCAGGUGCAUGUUUAAAAAUAGAACUUGCUAUUUAAAAGUAAAGAAAUCAAAUUUAUGUGGAAUUGCUUCUAAAAUGCCAGAUGGUUUUGCCAUACAUUUUCAGAGCUAAGAAAUAACAUUUCUGUUAUAAUUAUAUGGUCCUGGUGCAAAAAAAAAAAAAAACACCAUCUACAAGAUAAGUCCUAUAUGAAAGCAUUCAAGUAUAUAAAUUUCUACUUUUUCUUAUCUAUUCUGAUUCCUUUAUAGAGCGGGGUAUAAAGUAACCAAACCCAUGUGUGAAAAUAAAUCACAUUUGCUCACAGUCCGCAACCCAGUUCUGCCUAUGGAACAGUCUACACAAUGCUCAUGAAGAGAUCAUCCUUAGGGUGUGUACACACGGUGAGAUCCUUGCUAUGCCCGAUUUUCACUUGUGAUUUCCCUUGAGCUCCCUGAAGCCCAGAUAGCACAGAUUUUGACUAACUUUUCUUGAGAUAUGGACUGUGUGUGCUUAAGAUUUUGGCUUAUGUGAGAUGUCAUUGACAUGUGAGAUGAACUAGAUAGUACACCGAUCUAGCAAGGAUUGACUUGUCUGCACAGUCUAUCUUUUCUUGCGAUGCCGACCUGGCGGGACCGCGCAUCGGGAUCGAAUCGGGGUCGCAAGAUGACUUUCACCUUGCGAUCUGCACUAACUUUUCUUUCGAUUUUGACUAUAUAGUCAAAAUCGAAAGAAAAUAUCUCACCGUGUGUAGACACCCUUACUAAGCCAAACACCUAGAAACUGUUCAUUAAAUAGUAAAAAAAUAAUAAUAAAUAUGUAAAUUAAUGCUGCGUUUAACCACUAUCAGGCAUUAUUUUUACAAUGUGGACUUUUUUUUGGCAGAUCUGACUUACUGCCACAUGAAUCCUGCCUUAUGUGUUGUUUGUUUAAGGUCUGUCUGCUUUUACUUGUGUGAAAGACAAAACCAUGUGGGCUUUGGAUAAGAGGGAAUUCUUGUGUCAUUAGAUCUGUAACACAGAGAACAAUGGAGUCUGGACCUUGUAAUUUUGAUUUAAUUCUAGUUUUGCAUUGUCUUUUACUGUAGUUACACUACAUGCUGCUCCUUUGUGGCUCUGUCCUCACCCUCAUUCUGGGUUAUGAGGCAAUGGUUCCUGUAUUAAUUGUCUUCUGAACUGUGAUUUCUGUAACCCAUAUUGCUAUGCCUCUGUACCGGCUUAGCAAUUUGGUUUUUGUAGCCAUAAUCAUUCUAUGUGCACUCUACACCUGUAUAUAGGAACUAUAGUAUAACAUGCAAAUGUAACAUACCUCAUCGCUUAUAAACCUAUCUACAGAUUACUGUAUACAAUUAUGGCUCUAGAGGGCCUGGACUGCAAUAAACAUCAGGGAGAUUUCA
Molecule: messenger RNA, 7372 nt
Organism: Pseudophryne corroboree (corroboree frog)
Lineage: Eukaryota; Metazoa; Chordata; Amphibia; Anura; Myobatrachidae
Gene: ESRRA
Product: estrogen related receptor alpha
Exons: 8
Coding region: 531-1763 (410 amino acids)
Biological process (GO): regulation of transcription by RNA polymerase II; nuclear receptor-mediated steroid hormone signaling pathway
Cellular component (GO): nucleus; chromatin
Molecular function (GO): steroid binding; zinc ion binding; nuclear receptor activity
Source: RefSeq, a predicted model, not a curated record